AUGCUUUCCUCGCCACCGUCGCACGCGUCUCCCCCCUUCUCUGCGACCCGAUCACCAACCCUGUCCCCCUCCUCCUCAACCAGCAUUUCCCGCUCGACCUCCUUGAAUCGCAACCACCCCGGGGCGGUCAAUCGCUCCUCCUCAAUCGGGUCUCGACCCCGUCCGCCUGGUCCGAGUCCGUUCUCCUUACCGAGCGUGAUCAGUCCGAUGCCCGAACGGUAUGCCAGUGAUCCUUUGCCUGGUUGGGCAAGUAGGGACAAUAGUCCGAUGGUCUCGCCUAACAAUGAAGGGGCUGCUACGGGGGGCGGGGGAGGAACCUGGUCAGUUUCGGCGCCGUCGUACGGGAAGGUCGGAGCGAGCUGACACAAUGCAUGAUGCGCAUGACUGGGCUGGGUGCAGGCCUUACUCGACCGCCAACUCGUCCCAAUCAUCGGUCGCUUCCAAUGUCACGUCGGCUACUCAACGAACGAUCGAUCCUACGUUUGGCAUGUCCGCCGGCAACACCAGUCAGUCUUGAGCACCUGCGCCGCCUCGCCCGUCCCUUCUCGCCACGCGCGAGAGCUCGGCAAGGAGACGUGGUCGAUUGAACCACCGGCACGGCACGUCACUGGUAUCUUAUCAUUGGCUUUGAACUGCAGUCGAAAAACCUGACUACUCGGAAGCCAAGAUCGUUGUCGCCAUGGUCGGAUUACCCGCCAGGGGCAAGAGCUAUCUCAGCAACAAGCUGAUGCGAUACCUUCUCGUGCGUUGAAGCCUUCUUCCUACCCGGACGGAUGGCCCAUGCUGAUCGAAUGCUCCUGUAUUGUUCCCACUGGUAGUGGCUCGAAUAUGAGGUGAGUGUGUGGCCUAGGACUAGAUAUAGUGAUGCUUGUUCUGAUUAUUUGCUCUUGACCGCCUUACAGGUCAAAGUGAGUUGACGACCCCCCACUUGGUCCUUUGUGUGGACUACCAGUCUCUACAUAAAGCUGAACUCGUCCUGAUCCCACUCAACAGGUUUUCAAUGUCGGUCAACUACGAAGGAAAAAGUACCGAAAGAUGGCCGAAUCGACGGGCGAGAAGGCCGAUCAGUCCGCCAACUUUUUCGACGCUAACAACGCCGAUGCCUCCAAGGAACGUGAAGCCAUGGCCGCAGAAUGCUUGGAGGAUUUGAUCAGUUGGCUCAAGGCGGGAGGAAACGUCGGGAUUCACGGUCAGUCCGCGAAGAGAACGUACUCUCGGGGAAAUAUGUGAGUUACUCAUUCUCCCCCCACACUAGACGCGACGAACACGACCCGGAAACGGCGACAAGCACUCGUCGAUCGCAUCAAGCGAGAACCAGGCUUGACGCUCUUCUUUAUCGAGUCGAUCUGCACCGACCCAGCGACGAUCGAAGCCAACAUCGCCGUCAAGGUCGCUUCCGGCGAUCCCGACUAUGAUGGACAGGACAAAACCCAAGCCGAGGCGGACUUCCGAGCUCGUAUUCGGCACUACGAGGACAAGUACGAGCCACUGGACGAGACCUUGGACAAGGAGGUGACGUUCUGCAAGAUGGUCAAUGUGGGGCAGCAUGUGCGUACGAAUCGAGUCUUCAGAGUCCAAUGCCCAGCCGUGCCGACGAAUUCUUGCGUGUCAUAGGUGACGUGCAACCGAAUCGACGGGUAUCUCCAAUCGCGCAUCGCCUUUUAUCUCAUGAACCUGCACCUCACGCCAAGAUCAAUCUUCUUCACCCGACAUGGCGAAUCGCAGUACAACGUUGAUGGGCAAAUCGGUGGCGAUGCGCCGUUAUCGAAACAGGGCGAACAGUACAUGAGGGCCUUGCCGAGUUUGAUCAAGGAAAAGAUUGGCGAUAGGCCAUUAACGGUCAGUGGUUUAACCUUUUUUCAUCUCAGCCUGGGAGGUGCGGAGACUGGAAUUGUCCCCUCAUGUACAGGUAUGGACCUCAACGCUUCGACGUACGAUUCAAACCGCUUCUCUGCUGCCGUACGAGAAAUUGACCUGGAAGUCCCUGGACGAACUUGACGCCGGGGUCUGCGACGGUAUGACCUACGAAGAAAUUGAGGAGUACUACCCCGAGGACUACGCCGCCCGCGACGACGACAAGUUCAACUACCGUUACCGAGGGGGCGAGUCCUACCGUGACGUCGUGAUCCGUCUCGAACCCGUCAUCAUCGAACUCGAACGACAGGAAAACAUUCUCGUCGUUUGUCAUCAAGCCGUUCUGAGGUGCUUGUAUGCUUAUUUCCAUAAUCUGAGUCAGGAGGAAUUGCCCUACCUCAAGAUCCCGUUGCAUACGGUCAUCAAGUUGACGCCCAAGGCUUAUGGAUGUUUGGAAGAGAGGUUCGAGUUGCCCAUCGAAGCUGUGGAUACAAACAGGGUUAGGCCUCCGACGGCGAAGGUUCUGGAAGCGGUCAAGAGGGAUAGGAAUGAGGGGGUCAGUCCGUCGACGACCAGACCACCUUCCGCAAUCCCGCCAGAGUGGUCGACGUGA
This is a messenger RNA of Microbotryum saponariae, 2467 nucleotides long. The record is from the annotation of a GenBank genome assembly. NCBI's taxonomy places the organism in Eukaryota, Fungi, Basidiomycota, Microbotryomycetes, Microbotryales, Microbotryaceae.